UUUGAAUUAGGUCAUAUAAAGUGCAGCUAUUCCGUGUAGAUAAAAGCAGUCAGAUCUGAAUCAACUCGGCACGAGAUUAUUGAUGCCUUUGCCCAGACAUUGCGAUUAGCUGUCUUGGAACUAUCUCUCUUUAUGGUCUCUUGGACCCUUGGAAAUUCAUCAAUAUCUUCAGUUACCCCUAUACUAUAAGCAACAGCGAACUUUACUGGACGUAUCUUGUUGAGGAAGUACUGUCCGUUGUAUCCCGCCAUGUUCCCGGAAACGAUUGCACCGUCGACGACAGGGCAGAUUGCCCUUAUUCCAGAGCUUAUCCCAUCCGACGCUCUGCGAAUAUUCCUAGAUCAACACCCAGGAGUGCAAUUUCUUCGCCUCCAAUGGCAGGAUCAUUCAGGCCUCCUGAGGGCCCGCAUUGUGCCCAUUGAGCAUGGACUGACCAUCGCCGCCGGAGAGAGAGUCUUUCAUGUACCGCCUAUUGCGUUCCACUGUAUCGUGGAUAACAACUUGCUGCCCGAGCUCGACCCAACAGGCAACGACUGGCUGGUGCCUGAUUGGAGCUCCCUGCAGACGCGACCGACGUUGGAUCCUCUGUAUUGCAAUGUGAUGUGCAAAGUUGUCGAAUAUGCCCCAGCGCGGCCCGGGCCUAACUGGAACCUUUGCCCUCGCCGUGCUCUGGAGACAGUCGGUAAAAAAGCCGAAGAAAUGUUUGGGGUGUAUUUUCUUGUUGGGUUUGAAGUGGAAUUUGAGGUCAUGAAGGCCUCUGCAGAGGGAAUCCUGAUUCCCUAUAGUUCUGGAUUUGGACGAUUCUCUGUCUGCGGCCUCCGCGAUCCAUGUUAUGAGCAUUUUGAAGAGGCGAUUCGGGUGCUGUUGGCGGCAGGCGUCAAGAUUGAUGCCUUUCAGACAGAGGGGCGGCGUGGACAAUACGAAUUGACCCUCGGAUGCCUCCCUCCGCUUGCUGCUGUCGACCAGUUGAUACUCGUUCACGAUACUCUCAAGCGCAUCUUCAACCGCCAUGGCUUAAUGGUAACUAUGUCGCCCCGACCAGUUGAGUCACGACGGCAGUCGACAGGACAGCAUACUCACAUCUCCAUCAACCCACCCCAUAUGCAAAACCACUUCCUGGCCGGUAUGCUACAGCGUCUUCCGCAACUGUGCGCCUUCUGCCUACCUUACGAGAUAUCUUAUGAGCGUGUCCAGCCAUAUCUUGCUGGUCAUUUGGUUGGCUGGGGCACUGAGAACCGUGUAGUGCCGAUUCGAAAGAUCAAGGCUGGGCAUUGGGAGGUCCGUUGCAUCGACGCAACGGCCAACAUGUACUUGGCCCUGGCAGGAAUCUUGAGUGCCGGAUUGCUCGGUUGCACCAACAAGGAGCCUCUGUUAUGGCCAGAUACAGGCAUCAUGACAGACCCGUGGCCCAAGGAUGCAAAAUCUCUCCCCAAGAGUAUAGGAGAGGCGCUCGAUCGUCUGGAAGAAAAUCACAAAGAUCUUGAGGCUAUGAUGGAGAGUGGUGUCAUUCAGCACUAUCUACGCGUAAAGAGAACAGAGGCGGCAAAACUGCGCGAGACAGACGUGGAGGGAACGCGCCAACUGAUGAAUGAGCUAUUUUAGAUAAUGUUAGUCGGAAGUGCCUGAGUGAGCCUAAAGCUAGAAAUGAAUUGAUGAUGGAUCAUAUAUCUGUAUUUUUGCCGGGUCGCAGAAGAGGCAUCGGGGCUCCAUUUCAAUAACGAGCCAGGAAACCUGAACAAUGGCCACCAUUUUAGUGCGAGGUUCAACGGUUCUCAAAAGCAGAAGUGCAUGAUCUCUAAAUCCAAGUUUGGAGUCUUCGGACGUGUAAAAAUGGAAGAUUUUGAACUCAAUUCAAGCGCUUGACAGGACCCCGAAUUCUCCACUACCUAUGGACAUAUGUCUGAUCUUCUACUAAUUAGACUUACGGAGCCAUCUUGAAACAAGCUAACCUUGAAGUCUAGAAAGAAAUAUUCC
This is a messenger RNA of Trichoderma harzianum CBS 226.95, 1974 nucleotides long. RefSeq lists its product as hypothetical. Bases 250 to 1602 code for a protein of 450 amino acids. Gene Ontology annotation, molecular function: glutamine synthetase activity. The transcript has a single exon. The record is from RefSeq and is a predicted model, not a curated record. Lineage: Eukaryota; Fungi; Ascomycota; Sordariomycetes; Hypocreales; Hypocreaceae.